AUGUUGCCUGAAACAGAAUCAUUCAAAUUGACUUAUUUUAAUGGCCGAGGCCGCGCCGAAGUAACACGAUUGUUAUUCGCCCAAGCAAAUGUAAGCUACGAGGAUAUCCGUAUCAGCAAAGCAGAAUGGCCAGCUUUAAAACCUAAAACGCCAUAUGGACAUGUUCCAAUAUUGAAUGUAAGUGGCAAAAUACUAGCAGAGAGUCACGCUAUCGAAAGAUAUUUGGCUCGAAAAUUCGACUUGUUGGGAACAAAUGAAUGGGAAGCAGCAAAAAUUGAUGAAAUUAUUUGCAACUUAGAAGAUGUUUGGGUGAAAAUGCAGCCAUGGUUACAUGAAGAAAAGGGUACCAAAAAGAGUGAAAUGUUCGAAACGCUUGUUAAAGAAACUAUUACUCCAUUCAUGCAACGAUAUGAACAAUUUCUGCUAAACAGUCACAGUCCAUAUUUCGUUGGAAAUAAGAUGUCCCUGGCAGAUUUGGCAGUUUUUCAUAUACUCUACUAUUUCCAAGAAAUGACAUCUAAUUAUCCGAAGCUAAAUGAAUUCGUUGUCAAAAUUGGACAGAUGCCGAGAAUUAAGGCAUGGGUCAACAAGAGACCAAUUACAGAUUUCUAA
This is a messenger RNA of Acanthocheilonema viteae, 612 nucleotides long. Lineage: Eukaryota; Metazoa; Nematoda; Chromadorea; Rhabditida; Onchocercidae. The record is from the annotation of a GenBank genome assembly.